ACAAAAAAAAAAAAAAAGAUUGCACAGGAUGCUAGUUUGACUGGUUCCAGACAAACCAGGUGUGGAAAAUGAUGGGUGGAAAACAUGUGGUGUCUUGUAGCUGUUACAGGUGGAGUGGAAAUAGCUAUCUGCAAACUUUGGCAUAGAGCUUUUUGUCACAGCUCAAAUGGUAACGGUAACUUUGAGUCAUUUCUUUUUAAAUGGUGCAGAGAAAUGUAUUUGCAAAGAGGGGAAAGGGACAGAAUGAGGGAAUGAGGUAAAUAAACACAAGUCAACUGGUUCCAUGGCAGCACAUUUUAUUCAUAAACAUCUUGAACUUGAAAAUAACUUCUCGAUCCAGCUGCAAAAUGUUUGUUUUUAAUGCAGUUUUCCACCCUCCUUACAUCUUUAUAUAUUAUAUUAUUUUCAGAUGCAGAAAUUCAUUUAUGUCUGGACCAACUUCUGUAACUGUGAUGAUUGGAUUGGAUUACUCACCUUCAGAUCCCACACGUCUUAUAAAAGUGUCUCUGAGGUCUUUACGUUCAUAUUCAUGGAAUUUCUCAUGGAAUUUCUCAUAUUAAUUGGUUUUGUUUGAUUAAAUUCCUCUCACCAAAUAAUUUAUGCAUGAAUAAUGUUAUGCGGAAUCCAGCCUUAAAGUUGGCUGGAUCAUGCACACACGUUAGCAAUGGCUAACUUUAGCUCCUCUCAGAAGGUGCUAAUGGCUGUCUGAUGGAUGUUAAUGAAAAGCCGAGACGGUGGCUGGUGCAGGGAUGUGUGUAGCACUGUCAUGCUAUUUGCCAGACCUGGUGUAUUAAUAGAGAUGUUACAGUGGGUUUCUUGGUUUUGACACAUGAGAAGCGGAAUUCAACUUUAGCAUCUCAAAGGCCAAAUCUGUGGCUCGUUCAAGUAUGAAGUCUUCACUGCUUAUUCAUAGGUGUUAAGUUUCUCUUUCUGUGCAGGUGGAAACAGGGCAGCUUUGGUUUCACUUCUGAGUCCUGUUAGGAUUGCCUUAUAUUUACUUACUUUUACUUUGUUUUACUUUAUAUCUGGAUUAAUUUCUGGAUUUCAUGCAAUUUACCCACAGUUUUGUUCGUUUUAAUAAUUAUAAUCAGACACUGAACUCAUGUUAUGUCUAUAGUUGUACUUCCAAAUUCCUCUUCUUUGAAUGAGACAUUAGAUACACGUCUUCAAGGACAACACUCAGACACACACAUUUCUUAUCACACCUAAGUGGAAUCUGCAUGGAUUGGGAGCUGGCCUGAUCAUGACACGGGGUUCUGGCCAGUAAGACCUGGGUGCGUCCAGCCCUCCUACUGUAGCGGGCAGGCCCAGCCCGAGAAGAUAAAUGCCCAUUACUCCUGGAACUCUGGGCUCUUGCCUCAUAGAGAUCCUCAGGGAGAUUCUCAGGCUGCCAAUAAAACGAUCCAGCUAACAAGUGGUGUCAUGACUAUGUGCUUCUUGCACUUGCAGAUACUUGCUAAUUUCUUCUGCUGAGUCAUUGCUUUACCAUUUUUCCUCCUGUCAAAUAUAUUGUGUUGAUUUCUUUUUUGCAAACAAAGACCAGGGGCCCCUUUUGCCUCAGUAUGAAAGAAAAAUGCCAAUCCGUGACAAGCCCCUAUAUGUGGACAGGAUCCUGUAUCCACAGGCCCCCAUUGUCCCUCCGCUGACUGUAGUCAGGAAAGGGACCUAUUUGCAUCAGACAUUUUUGUACUUUGUCCACUAGCUCGUGCCAAGAAGCACCUUUAUGUCGUAUUCCGGUUUCAUUGCCGCACACGUUGGCUUAUCUUGCCCCCGUUGUUUGAAAUGGGGUUGAAGUAUUUAGUUGUUGUUCUUUUCUUUUUUUUCUCGACAAACAGGUUCGGCAGCUGUUCCGUGAGCACAAAAGUCACCGGAAUACGCAACGUGCUUUGCCACCAACUUCCCCAGUAGUCUCAGAAAGCUACGCCACGCUGUGAGCGUGGAACAGUGGGGGCAAACAAAAAAAGGGGGGCGCCGAGGAAAUUACGGUGAAGCAGGACUUUUACAUCGCCGUUCUCUUUUUCUUAAAGCUUUCGGUUGUUUUGGUUGAAUUUUUUUUUUUUGGGACGGCGACGCUCGCGAGCCCGAGACGCUCGCCGCGGGCAUCAACAGCAACGACGCUGCUCUCCGGCAACUGCCUCUCCAGCCCAGUUUGGUUUGGACUUUCAAGAUGGAUGCUUUAACCUCGAUAGGUUUCUGUUUCUUUUUCGAAGGGGACUCGACGUACGUCGACCCUACAAGCGAGUAGCGGCUAGCGGUACCGAAGCGGCGUUCCGCCUCAGCGGACGUAUCCAUUUGGAGGCAAUAAAAGUGAAUUUACGUGGACAUAUUUGCCUCUUUGUUCGAACUGUGGGCUAUUUGGCAACUUCCUGGUUGUCGCAUGAAUAUGUCAGUUAAAGCCGCGGCGACAGCCCAAGUGACUUUGAGUGCUUCACAGGAGACCGGACACAUGGGUUUUUCCAAUUUUCCUGUAAUGUUUGAAAUCAGAGGCUGCUGCUGCUUUCAACGACGACCAAGAGGGGAAGGACAGAUUUCAUAAGCGAUGGAAAGUGGGAAUGGUGCAGCCUCGAGUAAAGGUGGUGUUUUGAUACCUGUGUCGGAGUCCUCGGAAGUUUUUAUGAGCAGUGUCUUGGCCCCACUUCAAAGUUCCUACUUGUACGAUGAAUCGAAGCAGUGUUUCAGAUACAAAUCGGCGCUUUUGGUGAGGAAUCCUGCUCUGGAAGAAAAGUAUUACGCCUUCAGAGAAAAGAAGAAGGACGCAGGAUAUUCAGAACAUGAUCUCAGUGAAUCGUACGGCUUUUUGCUGUUUGACGAUAAAAACAAGACUAGUGCACUCGGGGAAAGUGGCCUGCUGUCUGGAAAUAGCACAUGCACGACUCUGGGAGAUCCCUCGAAGGGUGUUUACAUAUCAAUGUACUCCGACUGCUUGGAUCUAAAUCGUUGGUAUCAUGGAAAGUCUGGAUACAUCGCCAUCUUCAAGCUGACAAAGGGUAAAGUUAAAAAGGUGGCGGAGAACUACACCCAGAAUUUUACUGAACCCACUGUGGGCUUUGACUGUCAUGUGUCCGAACAGUUGCCUUCAGUUUCUGCCAAAACCAGCUCCUUUCUUGCCUUUGAGAGAACACAAUAUUACAUAUACGAGCUGCUCGAUGACGGAAGCAACGGAACAGCUCUGUGUCCCAGUGCUCUCUAUCCAUUUGCCAUUGUGUCAUUUUCAUACACGGAUACCAAAGAAGCCCCUCCCGUUCCAGAGGAAAGAAGUGAAAUGAAAAAGACUGUUUGCCAUUACCUGGCAUGGAAGGGUCAGCUUCAGAUAGACAGUCAGCUCUACGCGCUUGAGCUGAGGUCGACUGCAGGAGCCCUCAUCCCUGCAAAACUGCAAUCUGUGGUGAAAAUUGACAAAGUCAUCUCCAUGUCUACUCUGCGACAACUGCUGCCAAAAGCUGUGUUUGAAGCCCGCUACACCGAAGAGGUCUUUCUUGAUGGCUUCUACUGCAGUCUUUGCGAAUUUGUGGGGGAGGAAACCAACUCAUUUGCCCUGCUUUUACGAGAGAUAAAGGAGAAAAAUCUUGCCCUAGCUGCUCCGUUAAAUGAUGGUGGAUUUCUUAUACUUUUGCACUUUUCCCAGUUCUUCACAUAUCAUGAUCAUGGCACCUCUCCGGCUGAGGUCUUGCAAGGAAUCUUUGUGUUUCCUGACUCUCGAGUUGUAAGGAGAGACACAAAAUUUGGACAGAAUAAGUUUCCCUUGUCUGCUGAAAUCCUUCAGAUUCUACCUGCGCUAAGUUAUGCAGAGUCUGAAGUGGAGAAAACGCCUCUGGACCCGGGUGAAGAGUUGUGUGAGGUUUUGGCGCAGCAUAUCCAGAGUUACGCCACGCUGAUAAACCCAGGACUGGUAAUAAGCCCCUCAAGAGAGGUCAGCAUUUUUCCAGAUCAGUACGACGUCACAGAUGCCCACAAGCACCUCUACUCAACCCCAGAGUGGACUGACCAGGGAUGGGAGAGCAUCAAGUCCUACCUGAGCAAGCCAAACUCCUUUCAGCUGCCUGUAUCCAAAGUUUCAGAGAUCGUGGUGGCUGGACAGGAGGAGCGGAGAGAAGACCUCGUUGAUGAUGUCUACAUCUGUCUGUCAUCACCUGAGGAGGCACCAGCCAGUCCUGUUCAAAUGGAAUCAGACAAACAGUUACUGGACCAAGAGGCUGCUGUCAAUGUUGAGAAUCCAGUGGACAUUGAUAUGCCGUCUGUUGAGCCAGACAACUUGCAACCUCUGGAUCUUUCCAAAGACGAUGAAAAGUCCAUGGACCUCGCUGGACUUGACGAAAGGAAUGAUGCAGGGGAAAAGGGGGCUUUCACUUAUCCCUCAGAGAAUCUUUCCUCAGAGCUCAUUGUCAGCAUCACCUCAGCGGAGCACAGCAGCACUGACGAAACUGUUAACGAUGCAAGUGCUGUGGCGUCGGCAAAUCCCAGUGGCUUUCAUUUUCCUGGUUUCCCAACCGGAGUCAUGUUGCCGACGCCAGAACUGAACUCUCUUUGUGGUGAGACUGACAAAACAAAAACGGUUCUGAAAUCCCCCAAGGUCACCAAUGGCACAGGGGCUCAACCGAGGAAACUGCACAGAGGAGUGUCCAAAGCGCAGAAGAGCGGCUCCAAAGCCUGUGUCGAGGCUCACAGUCUGCAGGUGGCCACAGCCCCACUGGAGGUUGUUAGUUUAAACUGUCAGGUGGAUGAACGGACUAAGGAACCAGACCGCUCCCUUUUGAGCCAUCCUUUGAAAAAAACCUGGAGGAAAUAUCAUCGGCGGAAGCGCAGAUUUGGAAAACUAAGGAACAAAAAACUGAUACCAGCCACCGUCGGCUCAGCCGUGGUGAAAAAAGCAGACGCUGGACAGCACACCCUGGAAACCGCCAUCCUGCAACAACUGGAGACCAUUCGUCUGAAAAAGAAAACUGAGCGCUGGGACCUCAAGCCAGUUGUGAGCGAAUGCGGAAGAAUCUUGGUUCCUCACGGCUCUCUGGAGUUUGCGCACAAUUUUAAGUCUGUAGUUGCCAAGCUCCAGACUACAAAAGAUGAACAGCAACCCAAAGAUGCUGCUCUUACGACUUCUGAUUCAGUGGAAAUGGAGAAGAAGACGAGCACUGCUUCAGAGAUGGCAGUGGAUGAAAUGGUGGACACAAAACCCACAGAUGGAGCGGACAAUGCUCCAAGUGUCACCAACGAUGAUCCUGAUCAAGUCAAGGAGACACGGUCAGAAGGUCUCAGUGAUUCAGUGCCUUUACCUCUAGAGACAAAAGCUGCUCCUUCAGAGAAUGAGGACCCAGGUGCUCCUGCACCAGAAGCUGCUCAGGAAAAACAAAUUAAACCCAUUUUUCCAGGAAAGUCCAAAAUGAAUGGGGGAGUUCUGCUGAGCAGGUUAAAGUCAGUUCUGUCAAGACGAAAGAGAAAAAAAGAUCUGACUGUGACGGCAGAAGAGACUGACAUUUCUGCCCAAGAUUCCGCCCUUUCUGUCAAGAAAGUCAAGGUAGACUCUGAUUCUGAGGCAGCUAUCCAGAGCCCUGAUGUUGGAAUUAAUCAAGUGUCAAAGGAGCCUACAGUUGACCCCGUUUUUGCCUAUGCCUUGGGGCUGACUCCUAUAAACAGUUUAUUUAAAGCUCAGACAACUGAGGCCAAACAAUUGCAGGACAACAAAAAAGACUUGGAGACUCAAGAACUUACCUCUGCAGAUCAGCAGCACCAAAUCAUGCAACGGCCUCCAUCCAUUUUCCCAAAGCGGGUUAGGAUAAAGACCCUCAAAAAGCAUCAAGGGAUGUCUGCAGAAAAUGUCAAAAAGAAAUGGUGGUUGCAUUUUCAAACUCCAGCUUGUUUUGCCAGUGAAAAUCUCAAAAACAAUGACUGUACUAAAGAUAAUUCUGUCAGGAAGACUGUUAAGGGAAAAAUGAAAAAAGCUUGCUCAUCUACAGAUGCUUUGAACUUACUAGCUGACUUGGCACUCGGUGCCAAUAAUGACCAGGUUCCUCUUCAAUCAAAUCCAGCACUUGGGAGAAAAUCUGAGACAAGUUUGAAGAAGCUUGACCUCACAAAAGGUCUUACACGGGCUGAACAAGAAUCGGUUCUUCAUGCUCUGCUUAGACAGCCUGCUGCUAAAUUCAUACAGCCUCAUAAGUCUCCAUCACCAAGCCCACUUGUGGGAGACAGUGAUUUGGUUGGUACUCCCUUCCAGGUACUACCUUUAAGUGGUUCAACCAGACUGCUGCACCAUUACCAGACAAUGUAUGGCGAUGGAUUGAAAACACUACACCCCCCUGUCGUUCAGGAAGACAUAAGCGAAAACAACAGGACUUCCAACUUCCGUUUGAAGCACAGGCGCAAGUUCAGACACUCUCGUUCCUUUGUUAUGAAGGCGGGAGCCAUCCAAGUCACAAAGGAAUGGAAAGAAAACUAUGACUUUAAUCUAGACAGCAGGUUUACAAGUGACCCAAAGGACAAAACUAUCCUCCGAGCAUUGCACGGGCCGUGGGACUUAUCCAUUCAAGACACUAGAGAGGAAGUACGACUCAUCUUCCACAUGUGGAUCGGCUUGUUUUACAGCCGCACUACCGCCAGGUUCUUUCAGGAUGACUCGAGUCCUAGGGGCCCAUCGCCAAAGGGAAAUUAUUCUCUUCAAAAGGAGGGCGGCAUGGCAUCUGGACCAUUAAGGCCUAGUCUUAGGACCAAUCCAUCUGCUUCUAUCUCAAAUAAAGCAAAUGCACCAGUUCCUUUGGUUUCAGAGGCUUUAGACUUUAGCAAAAAAGACGCUUCUGCGACUGAAGCAGAAUCUGAGAUUUUGGAUUUGUCCCUGAAAAACCUGACUGACUCUUCAGGGCAACACGUCAGCCCCAAAAGGACUCUUCGGUCUAGUGACCAGACAGAACAGUCUGAUAAAGUGGACACCCUCCAGUCACCAGGAGAGCCAAAGGAGUGUGAAAAAAAGAUUGGGGACUCAACGAGACUGGUCGGUGACUUGACCUAUGGCGGAAGCAUUCACGAAAAUAAGAUGCCUGAGUCCCAAACUGCCAAGUGCCCGGAGUACACUGAUGCUGCGUCUUCUGAGCGUGAUGGAACGGCCACUCAAGAAGAAAUGCAAAGUGCACCAGUUCAGCUGGAAACUGUUCCAACUCCAUUUAGAAUUGGAGAGGUGCUACUAAGACCCAAAAAAAAGAACAGUGAUAUGAAAGCUUUCACUGAAAAUUCAGAUGCUACAGAGAACUGUUUGGUUUCACAAAAGGGAAUGGAUUCAUCCAAAUCUUUGACAGGAAGAAGCAUGGUCUCUGGCAAAGAAAAAGAUGGUGUGGGUCAUACAGAAGAGCAUGAUGAACAGGAACUCCAAGCUCUGAAAAGCUGCAAAGUAAAGAAAAACCCAUGCAGUGAGAUAUCUGUAGAUCAUCCUCAAGAGGUGCUUCAGACAUCUGUUGAUGAAUCUGAAAAUGGAGAAUCGGGAAUCUUUUGCAGUGAAAACGAUUUUGAACAACAAAAGCUUCCAUGUACAGCCUUGUCAUCAGAUCAGGCUGACAUAAAUGGCAAUGAAAUUGUUUCUAGAACAUGUGAAGGCACAGAGUUGAAAGACGUGGAUGGAUUGCAAGAGGACGAACUUGACCAGGAACAAAGUUGCAUUUCGGCUAUGCAGGCAGACCUGAUGGAUAAGCCAUUGGUCAAGCCAUGGGAUGGUUAUAAAAAAGAGGACCGCAUUUCAGAGUGUGAUCAUCAAGCACAAAUGGAUGAGCUACCUGUUAUUGAGAGCACAAAAGAGGCCCUCAGUAACAUGUGUGCAGAUCCUAUCGCCCAGAAAGAUCAGUGUUCCAAUGAGAACAUUUCAAACUCUUUGUCAGAAAUGUGUUUAACUUCUGCUGGAGAGGAAAAGUUGGAGGGGAUUCGCCUGGUUGACCUUAAUCAUGGCACCAAGCUUGCACUGGCCGUGCCCAGUGAAUGCACAAGUUCAGCCGAUGAGUCUCAGUCAGAUUUUAAUUUUUCUGAACCCAAGGAUGUAGCUAAAGAGGGAAAUGAAAGCAGGUUAUCAGAUCUAAAUGGUAAUGUUUCGGCAGGCCAGGAAACCAAGUCAGCAGAAGAAGAGGAAGCUACUGAAGAGGCAACGCUACAUGAACCGUUUCAAAAUCGCCCUCGUUCACCUAAGUGUGACAUUACAGAACAGUGUGAGGCAGGCUUGUCAUUUGCUGAGGAAACAGAUUACACAACCAAGGAGACGAUGGACGAGCAGGAAAAAAGUUGGACUGGAGUUGUAAUUCCAUUUAUUGGAAGGGACAUCUCUGGGGCGUAUGCAGUCCAAUCACAAGCCCAUGUCGAAGAAACGUUUAAGGGCCAGCAAGCUGUGCCAUUUGAAAAUGAAAAUGUUGACCCGGUAUCUCCCCUGCCACAUGUUCUGGAUAGCACAUCUCAGGUCUGCAAUGAAACGGAACAGUCAGCCCACACAAUAUCACUUCUUGAUGAAAGUGAAACUCAUUCCUUUGUCUUCUGUGACGCGUUUGACAACAGGUGCCCUACCCCAACUAUAGAUGAAAAACCAGAUGAGCAGAUGCCUUCUUUAAGCACUAACAGUAGCACUCCUGCUUUGACGACUCCAAAAUUUCUCAACAGAGCCUCAAUGCCUGUUAAUGAUGAGCCAUCAUUGGAACAGAAAUGUCCAACUACUACAGUUAACACUUAUCCCAGCCCACAUCCCGAUCUUGAACUGAGAACCCUAAGAGUUUUGCAAAGUAUUGGCAGAUACCUCUCCAAAUCAAACCAGGCUGACUCCUUCACUCAAAACGACCUGGCUGUGGGGCUACCUGAUCACUCCUCCAAACCGUUUGUCUCUGCUGAAGGUUUGCGAGAUGAACACAAAGCAUCGCCACCCAGUCUCAAUCAGGAACCUCCGCUUUGUAGUCAGCGCCCAGUUAUGGCCGUGAAACCAUCCAAGAGUGAUGAAAGCCAGCUAAACUACUCCUAUAAAGAUGCCGGUGUUGAAACUACCACGCUGAACAAAAAGAUUUGUGCACUUUUAUUAAAAAAUGAUGCAGCACAUACUGGGACAGUAGAGCCUUUGGUAAGUUCAAAUGGGCCAGUUGAUAACCACAACAUCCAAGAGCUCUCUUCAAAAACAACCCCGUUGCCAAGUGUUACCUACUUUAAAUAUAACCUGGAAGAAAAUAAAUUGGCACAGCCAGGUUGUUCACAGCAGUACCAGGAAGAUAACAUUUCAAAAUUAAACACAGUUCCAGUAUCGCCUCUUCCCAUGGAGUCUUUUGAAUCUACAGGAUAUUACCCCGAAGGUGUGGAUGGAAACCAAGGCGUUCCAAGUUCCAGUUUACACGAAAAGGUCAAGCAAAAAACAAGAAACAUGAAUAGCAAAGGCUGCUCGCACAAACUGCCAGUGCGUUCCAAAGACGAUACCGUUGGGGAGAAAAAUGAGGCCCCUGGAUCUGAAGGGUCUCUUAUAUGCACGAUCUUCAACAACGAUCGUAAGAGGUCUCCUACCAUGCUGGAGCAGCUCUCGCAGAGAUGCUUGCCAAAGGACCUCACCCAGGCCUCAUUGGAACAAGAGUGCCUCAUUUUCUCUCAGAAAAUAAAGACCCUUUUGAAAAAGAGCAGGAGGGGACCCAUCUGCAAACAGGAGGAACAAGACGGUCGGAGGCUAUCCGGCACCAGCCCAUUGGUUGUCAGCUUCUCAAAUCUAAAGGAGCAGGAGGAUUCCUUGGAUUUUGUGGACAAAACACUCUUUGAACAAAAAAUCACAGUUGACAUUCCCAAAAAAGAGGCCGUAGAGAAAGAGAAGACACUGCACCCUCAAGCUCCUUCUCAAGAAGGGUCCCACCCGGUGGAACAUGCCGGCAUCUCUGGCAUGACCGCACAAUUCGCCAAGUUGUACGAGGCAAAGAUGCAAGACGUCUGCUCUGUCAGAAAGGCCUCCUGGAGGCAAAAGAGCGCGAGAAUGCAGAGAAAUCGAGGGAGCACCAAGUCCAGCAACCAUUUUGAUUUCUGUCACCAAAUGAAAAAAGAACUGGAUGAAACGUUCCGGAGUAAUCUGAACGCAGUGGUGAAGAAAUCCUGUAGGAGAAAGUACAGAUUCCACAUAUUGGCGACAUCGGAUGAUGUCUUCUUUGAAGAAACAAAGGUGCAGUUAGAGGCAAAGGGCCACACUGUUGUACAGCCGUCUGAGUUCUUCCUGGGUGAGGACAGUUCUUCAUCUCUACUCAUCAUCCUCAGAAAUGAAGACAUUGCAGAGCACAUUACUGAGGUACCACACCUGCUCAAGCUGAAGCUGUCCCCAGAUGUGCAGUUUGCCGGAAUUGACGAACCAGACGAUGUCGUGAAUCUCACCCACCAGGAGCUCUUCACUAGGGGUGGCUUUAUAAUGGUUGACAGAACUGUCCUGGAGCCACUCAGCCUCUGUGACAUGAAAAGGAUAACGGAAAUCUUGGAAGAAUUAAGCAAAAUGGGGAAGUGGAAAUGGAUGCUACACUACAGAGACAGCCGUCGUCUGAAAGAAAAUGCAAGGUUGAGCAGCGAGGCAAAUGAGAAGAAGCAGCUCUUUCUCUGGGGCCAAGAUGCUGGAAUCCUCGAGGUCCUGCCUUACCACGAGUGUGACCUGAUGUCCAAGGAUCAUCCUGACUAUCUUGCAUGUUUGCUCCGACUACAAGUCCAGAAUAUUUCAUCUCGCUAUACAGUAUUUAUAACUGAUACAAAAACAGAGAGUGCCUUUGAGAAGAAUGGGAUUCUGACAGUCACCCUGAACGAGUUUGUGACAAAGUCUCCGAGUGAAAUGUUGACAGCUUGACUGAGACGAGUGCAAAAAGUCAAGUUUGCCUGUUUGGACGUAUUUAGAGCAUUUAAAGUGGUGUUAUACUUCAGCACACACUGCAAUAAUUCUUUAUGUUUGUGUGUAGGUCUAGCUAUGAUUCAGUAAAUGAAUAGACUGGCAUUAUCGCCAACAUGCUGACAGCUGUGCUGUCUGUCUACAUUUUGUAUAAAUAUUUUAUUGUAAAUUAUACUGUAAAAAGUUGAUUUUUACUCUGCUCUCCAUUGUCCAUACAAUUCUGACUAUUUUUGGAUGAAACAAAGCUAAUUUAGGCAUAUUUGUAGAGUUAUGUUACAUAUUUAAAGUUUACUAAUGUACAGUGAUUCUUUACUCUCAAAGGACGGAGUAAAGGAUCUUACCUUUUGAUAAUAGAUUACGCUGACUGAAAAUAAAUACGUUUCAUUCAUGGUUCUGCUUCGGUGUAUUCAAUCCUAAAAUAUGACUUCCCAUUUUAUUAAAUCUGUUUUAUUAAAAUUGA
Menidia menidia (Atlantic silverside) is the source of this 11297-nucleotide messenger RNA. The record is from the annotation of a GenBank genome assembly. Lineage: Eukaryota; Metazoa; Chordata; Actinopteri; Atheriniformes; Atherinopsidae.